Molecule: messenger RNA, 1022 nt
Organism: Scheffersomyces amazonensis
Lineage: Eukaryota; Fungi; Ascomycota; Pichiomycetes; Serinales; Debaryomycetaceae
Product: TRAPP subunit
Exons: 1
Coding region: 169-912 (247 amino acids)
Biological process (GO): endoplasmic reticulum to Golgi vesicle-mediated transport
Cellular component (GO): TRAPPIII protein complex; TRAPPII protein complex; TRAPPI protein complex
Source: RefSeq, a predicted model, not a curated record
UAGUAAUCAAUUAGUAGCUCUUAUCAUUACUAUAAUGCCGCCUAUACAAAAAACUAUGUAGGGGUCGCGAUCUUUUUAUAUGAACCAAAAAAAUAUAUAAAAUGUCUAAUCCAAAUAAAAGUGAUAUAGCAUUAUAAGUAGAUAUAAGACAUUUACGCACAAUACAAUAUGUCGAACGACAAUGAUAUAAUACUUUCAUCAGCGACAUCUAUGUCGACAUUAACUAUCAAUGAAGUUUCAAAAGAUGGGUUUGGAUAUAAUCCAUCUGUUGGACCACAGUCAAAUAUCAUUACACCAGAAGCAUCAACCUUUUUACUUUCUAGUAAGAAAUCAAUCAUCACCAAUAAUCCUAAUUCCAUCUAUGAUAAGAAUAUUAUUAAUAAGAAGAAUUUAGAGAUAAGUCUAAGUUCUUUAGCAUUUCUCUUUUGUGAAAUGGUUAAUUGGUGCCAUAGUAAUUCUAAGGGGAUUCAAGACCUUGAAACUAGAUUAAAUGGAUUAGGAUAUCAAGUUGGACAAAGAUAUAUUGAAUUAAUUAAAUUAAGAGAAGGAUUUAAGACUAAUAAACGAGAGGUUAAGAUUGUUGAAAUACUUCAAUUCAUACAUGGAACGUUUUGGAAAGCUAUAUUUGGGAAAACUGCCAAUGAAUUAGAGAAGUCUCAAGAUGUUUUAAAUGAAUAUAUGAUUACUGAUAAUGUUCCAUUAAUGUCAAAAUUUAUUAGUAUACCGAAAGAAUAUGGUGAAUUAAAUUGUUCUGCAUUUAUGGCAGGUAUAAUUGAAGGUGCAUUAGAUUCUCUGGCUUUCUUUGCUAAUGUUACAGCUCAUUCUGUUCCUAUAACUGGUUAUCCAUUAAGAACAGUAUUUUUAAUUAAAUUCGAUGACCUGUUAUCUAUUAGAGAAAGUUUACGUAGUUAAUUCCUAUAUAGUAAUUCAAUCCAUAGCAUAGCAUCAUUUCGUACAUACAUUAUAACACCCCACUAGUAAAGAUGGAUCUUUUGUGUAAAUCUCACUGAGGUUGAAAAAAA